GAAUUAUUUAAUCAAUUAUUUUGAGAUGUUCCCUCUGUUUUAUAAUACAUCCGCUUAUCCCCUGGUCUCUUGACACCUUCCAAGUAUUUAGGUAACAAAAUCCUAUCAGAGUGCUAGACCCUGGAACAUUUAGGCCCACAUAGGGUCACAAUAACACAAUUCUGACCUUAAUACCCUGGGAUGUCAGUAUUGGCACCCUGUUUGUAAAACCUGAUACAAUAUAUAAGGUCGAACAGAGUCAGCUAAACAUUCAACUUCUCAGGAAAGGAAAAGAGACAAGAUUGAAUUGAGGAUGAAUAUGUUGGGACUUGUCUUUUGUCAGGUUUUAAGCUGCAUUGGCUUAAUUGGUGCUGCUGUAAGCAAUAAUAGAGACGUCAUGGGUUAUCUCGAGGAAAAUGGCUACAUGGGGCCAGAAAUGACACAGAGAGAUUCAGUCAUGAUGUUUCAACGUUUCACUGGUCUUCCAAUGACAGGUGUUGUUGACCAAAGAAGCAUGGAAAUGAUGAACAAACCACGAUGUGGGAUGCCAGAUAUACAAGUUUUAGCUGAAUUUAAGACAGCCCCCACAAAAUGGAUUCAGAAAAGACUUUCCUACCAGAUUAUUAAUCGUUCUCCAGAUCUUCCAAGAAGUGUUGUUGAUCAGGUCCUCGCAGAAAGCUUCAAGAUAUGGAGCGAUGUGACAAGUCUAAGAUUCAAUCGAGUAAAUACUGAAGAUGCAGAUUUAAAAAUUAGAUUUGCAUCUGGUGCACAUAGUAACUCUCAGUAUGACGGAGCCUUUGAUGGACGUGGUAAUGUUCUAGCACACGCUUUUUUCCCAAGAGAUGGCCGUAUACAUUUUGAUGAAGAUGAAGACUGGACUGAUAAAACAUUAAGAGGGACGAAUCUACUAUGGGUAGCUGUACAUGAGAUAGGGCAUGCCCUAGGCCUAGAACAUAGUGAAGUGACAAGAGCAAUAAUGUUUCCAUAUUACAGCGGAUACAACCCAAAUUUCCAUCUACACACAGAUGAUAUUGCAGGCAUCAGAAGUCUCUAUGGAAACAAUGAUGACUGGAUGGACACUAUUAGAUCACGAUGCUUUACUCCCCAUCGUGCACUCAAGAUAGUAAAGGAUGUGACAAGCCUGCAAGCCUGUAAGGACGCAUGCAAACAAGAGCAAUCAUUUGGUUGUCUGGCUGUUGAUUAUAAUGAACGUGAAAAAGAAUGCAGACUAUCCAGUACCUAUCACAGGAACUCAAGACGCAGAUACUGCCGUGGAUAUGUCUCCACGGAGAGGAAAACAGGGGCUUUCCCAUGGACCGACAAGCGCAGUGCAUGUAUAAUCGGACACGAUGAUGCAAUUGUGGACAAUGCCCAAUGCUACCAGACCUGCAAGGUGAAAUGCUAUGAAGAGACAUCAUUUGUUUGUCUCUCGUUUGAAUUUGAAUCUGCCAUUAAGCAAUGCCGUUUGUCGAGGAAGAAUUCAUCGAGUGCAUCCCUGAUGAGACCUUGUCCUAAUAGAGGAGUUCGAUACUUUGAACGGCAACAAGGAUAAUCAACAAAACAUGAUUUGGAAGAAAUAAGAUGAAAAAUGAUGGACCAGAUACUUAGGGAUAGUGACCACAUAAAGGGGUACUACCCUGAUCAAAAACAUACAUUUCCUUUAAUAUUCAAUACUCUGACAGAGUAUGACAAGAGCUGGAGCUGGCUGAGAAACAAAACUAAAUGUACAUGUACUUUAUAUUAUGAAGAUCAUGUAUUAUUGUACUGUUAUAAAAAAUAUGAUAUAACAUGCCCGUAGUCAGAUUUUGCCAAGGGGGGUUCACUUUUCAAAAAAUUCCAGGGGGUUUCACAAUCACAUUUGACAAC
Molecule: messenger RNA, 1845 nt
Organism: Owenia fusiformis
Lineage: Eukaryota; Metazoa; Annelida; Polychaeta; Sabellida; Oweniidae
Source: the annotation of a GenBank genome assembly